Molecule: messenger RNA, 3046 nt
Organism: Ooceraea biroi (clonal raider ant)
Lineage: Eukaryota; Metazoa; Arthropoda; Insecta; Hymenoptera; Formicidae
Gene: NaPi-III
Product: Na[+]-dependent inorganic phosphate cotransporter type III
Biological process (GO): phosphate ion transmembrane transport
Cellular component (GO): membrane
Molecular function (GO): phosphate transmembrane transporter activity
Source: RefSeq, a predicted model, not a curated record
CGAGGGGAGUGCGAGCGGCCGCCAAAGUUUUAACGCCGAGUGCGGUUUCGUGUCGCCUCGCGGUAGCGUGGUUUUCCGGCUAACGCGCGUCUCUCGACGACCCUUACCCCUUCGCCCGACCACCGACGUGCCAAGAACGCGCCGAAGGACGCGACACGCGCCGCUCGGCACGGAAAUGAUUCCGCACGUGGUAACCGAGUCUCGCCGACGUUGAAGCGGAAUUUCCAUCGCUCCGGUCGGCCUCUUCCGAGGGGUUCCGACGGUUCGAUCGACGGAGGAUUAAAUCGAGAGAUUCUUGUCCUCGACUCACCCCCCUGGCAAUCUGUCCAUCACCGCGUGUUCAUCGACGGGACGUCCAUACGUUUAAGGAAAAAGUAAUUGGCCAUUUGCGUGUCGGUCGAAAAUCACCAUUGAUGAUGCGGCGGCGUCGGAAAUUUCGCAUGAAAUUCCGCAUAUCCGGUAGAUCCUGUUCAGCGAGUUCUUUCCAAGCGCGGCCCGUCGGCGCCGGCGAUCGAGGGAUGCUUUCGUGAACUUCGUGGGUGCUUUAUGGCCGUAACGACGCGCUAUUGGCCUUCUCGUUGCUUUGCUAUAUUUCCCAAGAUCGAGUCGCAGUGGAUGACUCAUGAUUCGCGUUGAGAUUUGUACAGGGUAGUGUCAGUGGGGUAGCCUCGAUCGUUGCCGUUCUCGACGCUAUUUUCCACGUUCAAAAUCACCGUUUCUCGGUGUGAAAAUUCCGAAGAGAUUCUGGAUGUUAUUUCGAAAAGCAUUCCUCUGAGCUCAGGGGAUGACAUGCAGGGGAUACAGAGGUCGGCGUGUUUCCACGUGAGGAGAGCGCUGAUAGCCAAGUGCGAAGAAGAUUCGAAGAUCGCAGAUCGCAAUACCGAUCCGAGGGAGAGCGUUAUCCCUAUCGUAACGAGGUAUUGUCAGUAGCCUUCCUCGUACGAGUAUUUUCACGACAUUGUGCUUCAACGAAUGUGUGACGAAAUCAUCACAAUGUUAGACAAAUCAGGUGCUGCGCCAAAAUACUACCUCUGCUACAUGUACAAAACUAUUGAAGAAUCGAUCGAAACGCGGUUUCGACUUAGGGCUACAAUGAAGAUAUAGCUGCAUUAUAUUAUGAAAGAAUAUAUAUAUAUAUAUAUUUGAGUGUAUAUAGAAAGGAUAUAUAUUCUGAUGCAUAAGCGUUUACACAUGUAUUGAUAACACGUUGCCAUACGUAAGAAAAGGCUCUUCCUUGCUGCGAAAAGUCCUCUUAAGUCGUCGAAACCGAUAUAUUAAUUGUUGCGGAAGCGUAGAGGACGAUUAACUAUGUAUGCCUACCAGUUUUUGGACGGAUGCGCAUGGAUGGAUGAGUAGCGGGAGGAUAAACUCAUAGAUACACGCGCACCAUAAGCUCAAGCAGAGUAGAUUUAAGCUAAGCGAGGAACAAUGAGUAUACCGUACGAUGAGAGCUUAAUCUGGAUAGUAGUGGUCGGGUUUAUAGUAGCGUUCAUCCUGGCGUUCGGCAUCGGCGCGAACGACGUCGCCAACAGCUUCGGGACGAGCGUCGGUGCCGGGGUGCUCACGAUAUUCCAAGCCUGCAUCUUGGCGACCUUCUUUGAGAUCGCCGGUGCCGUACUGAUAGGAUAUAAGGUUUCUGAUACAGUGCGAAAGGGCAUACUGGACGUCUCGUUGUAUGAGGGCCACGAGAAGGAGUUGAUGAUAGGGUUGAUGUCCAGUCUAGCCGGGUCCGGUAUCUGGCUACUGCUGGCAACCGCGUUCCGACUUCCAAUUUCCGGUACGCAUUCCAUUGUUGGUGCUACCGUUGGAUUUUCGCUCGUGUGCAAGGGUACCGCCGGGGUAAAGUGGAUAGCUCUUGUUCACAUAGCGGCAUCCUGGUUCGCCAGCCCCGUGCUCAGCGGAUUCGUGUCCUUCGUUAUCUUCUGGAUCCUGAAAACAUUCGUGCUUCAAUCCAACAAACCGUUUGAACAGGGUCUCCGUAUCCUCCCCGUAGCGUACGGUCUGACUGUUGCCGUUAACGUUCUGUCGGUUGCACUCGACGGACCUAAAUUGUUAAUGCUGGAUCAGAUGCCAUGGUGGGGUAGUUUGAUAGCCGCUUUGUUGUUGGGCUCGCUCGUCGCGUUGAUCGUGCACGUAUUCGUGGUGCCGUGGCAGAACAGGAGGAUACUGCUGGUAUCGCGCGACAACGCUGAGAAGGCGGCGACAACGACGACGCACUUUGGCGCCUGCCAGGACCAAAAGGAGACGACGGUGUUGUCGGUGAUCUCGGAGGGUCCUUGCAGCGACAGCAGCAGCAACGGCAACGCAAAGUCAGAAUUGACGGUAGUGCCGCAGUUGCGCGGUAACAGUAGCGAGAGUCCAUUAUUGAUGUCUACCCAGGUAGAUGCGGAAAACGCGGAGGCAGACGCCGGCGUAGAUGAGGAACAGCCAGAGGUAUCGAGACUGUUCGCUUUCCUGCAAGUGCUCACCGCGGCGUUCGGCAGCUUCGCGCACGGCGGCAACGACGUUAGCAACGCUAUCGGGCCGCUCAUCGGGCUGUGGGCCGUCUACGCCGAAGGCUCGGCCCGGCAAGAGGCCGGGACUCCUUUACUCAUACUGCUGUACGGCGGCCUAGGUAUUGCUGCGGGACUAUGGGUGUGGGGACGUAGAGUGAUACGGACUUUGGGCCAGGAUUUGGCGCGUAUCACCCCUACGACUGGAUUCGCCAUAGAGGUGGGCGCCGCGGUGACGGUCCUGCUAGCGAGUAAAAUUGGUCUACCCGUGUCAACAACGCACUGCAAAGUGGGAUCGGUGGUGUGCGUGGGAUGGGCCUCGCGCGGCGGCGAAGGAGUGUCGUGGCGGCUAUUCCGUAAUAUCGCAUUCGCAUGGCUGAUUACCGUGCCUGUGGCCGGGUGCCUGUCCGCCGGUUGCAUGGCGAUCUUCCGCCAGACAAUGAGUUUGUGAUCUUACGCAGUCGCGUGAGACUUCUUUCUUUUAGCAGAAAACCAUCCGAAUACCUAUCGUCGUCAAUAAGUUCUGAGCAAAUAAAUGGUCAAAGAAAAAAAAA